Messenger RNA from Cornus florida, 1486 nucleotides. RefSeq names its product factor of DNA methylation 1-like. The record is from RefSeq and is a predicted model, not a curated record. Gene Ontology annotation, biological process: gene silencing by siRNA-directed DNA methylation. NCBI's taxonomy places the organism in Eukaryota, Viridiplantae, Streptophyta, Magnoliopsida, Cornales, Cornaceae. The transcript has 6 exons. Bases 557 to 1108 code for a protein of 183 amino acids.
AUAGGAAUGCGGUACAAGCUAAGGAGCAUGCCCAAGGGGCUACUACGCUCACCGCGCACUUGAAUCAUCACGUGGCUGCUCAAGCAAGCUAAGCUUCACACAGCCCUGAGGAAGCCAAAAGACCCUCUCUAAAUGGAAUGAUUACAUCUACUGCAAAAAAAACUCCUCUGGGCGUCUGAAAUGACAACUUGACAUGAAUGGAAUCCAUUUAUUGAGCUGCCCAAAUUUUAAGUUGAUGUGUAAUGUGAAUAACAUAUAAUAGAGUCCACAACUUCCGAUUCCAAGUGCAGAGACGCAGAUCAAAGAGGAGCAAGGAAUUAACCCUAAUAAGGUGGAAUAUAAUUCAUUUCAGUUGGCCUGUAUAAAUUAGAUCUCCGCAACAGCAGUGGUCUUAAAACUACUUGAAGAGUAAAAUGUUUGCAUUGGGCAAAAAGAGCAUAACUUAAAACAGGAGGAGGAUCUAGGGGAUGAGACGAAUGAUGAUGUGAGAGAUCUGAAUCGAACUCUUAUAGUGAAAGAACGGCAAAGCAAUGAAGAGCUACAAGAAGCUCGUAACAUGCUAAUUAGGGGUUUGUCAGAUGUUUUGAGUGAUCAAACUGAUAUUGUGAUAAAGAGAAUGGGAGAAAUAGAUGAGAAGCCAUUUCUCAGUACCUUCAAGAGAAGAUACCCAGCCGAUGAUCAAGUGAUGGUAAAGGCCGCUAAGUUCCACUCUACGUGGCAGGAUAACUUGAGAAAGCCUGACUGGCAUCCUUUUAAACUUGUCAUUGACAUUGACGGAGAAAAUCCCCAAGAAGUAGUGGACGAAGAUGACAAGAAGUUAAAAUCUUUGAAGAAAGGUUGGGGGGUCGAAAUAUAUAACGCUGUUACUACAGCGUUGAAGGAGAUGAAUGAAUAUAAUCCAAGUGGAAGAUAUGUGGUUCCUGAGCUUUGGCUUUUGAAAGAAAACAGAAAAGCCAGUCUGAAAGAGUGUCAGGUCUUGCAAGUUGCUCGGGGAAGUGAGGAUGCAUGUGUAGAGAUGUCAUCUUGGAGCUGUGUUUAUUGCAUUCAAGUUUCCUUUUGGUUAUGUAAAACUGAAUGUUUCCUUCUGCUUAAUUAUGUGAAGAUGUAACUAUAUCCACGACGGUGUGUACGAGUGCCACACAGAAGACUUCUAAAGAUGAACUAGUUUUUGGUAUGGCUUGUCAAACUUUUUGCGGUCAUCGAUCUGCUUUUGAUGUACAGUUAACUCAGUUUAAUUGUAAAAACUAUUAGUAGAACUUCUUUUGGGUUUAGAGUUUAGACCUUUCUACUUUGCAGUUAAUGUUUUGUUGUUGGUUUUUUUUUUUUUUUUUUAACCUUGUUUAGACAUUUUGAGUUGCUUGGUUGAAGUAUAACAUAAGGGCACUAUUGAUUUUUCAUACUCUUAAGUAACUUUGUCACAAUUGAGUUUAGGAAAUGUCAAAAUAAUAAAUGUUGAAAGGUUGUAAAAUAUUAAUAUUGUCCAAAU